This is a messenger RNA of Malania oleifera, 1013 nucleotides long. Its product is annotated as protein TIC 20-II, chloroplastic-like. The transcript has a single exon. Bases 201 to 827 code for a protein of 208 amino acids. NCBI's taxonomy places the organism in Eukaryota, Viridiplantae, Streptophyta, Magnoliopsida, Santalales, Ximeniaceae. The record is from RefSeq and is a predicted model, not a curated record.
AAAAGAAAAUUAGAAACUUAUUAUUGAACAUGAAUUUAAAAGCAAAAAAUAUGUUAAUUAAAAUAAUUUCAUAAAUUUAACCCUAAAAUAAAAAUAAUAAGUGACGCGAGGAGUUGAAGAUCUUGCAUUGAAGGUGUGAGGAGAUUUUAUCUCUACUUUGAGGAAGGCCUCCAUAGUACCGCCAGCGAUUGUCCCCAAAAAUGGCCUCCGCCCCUCUGCUUCACCUCCAUCAUUUCAAUCUCCACCGCCACAACCGGCCGACUCUCCACAACCUCAAACUCCCAACCACGACCGCCGCCCACCGCCGCGCCGCUUCAACAGCCGCUGCUCCCUCAACCGCCAAAAUUUCCAUGUCCUACAGCCCCACCCCCGCCGCCGACCGCUUGAUCUCCGCCGUGGCCUACACACUCCCCUUCUUCAACAGCCUCCACUAUGGCCACCACCUCCUCGUCCGCUACCCUCCUCUCGCCGCCGCCUUCGACCCCAUCCUCCCCCUUUUCUCCCUCUAUCGCUCCAUCCCCUACGCCUCCUUCGUGGCCUUCUUCGCCCUCUACCUGGGCGUCGUCCGAAACGCCGCCCUCUCUCGCUACGCCCGCUUCAACGCGAUGCAGGCGGUGGUCCUGGACGUCCUCCUGGUGGUGCCGCUCCUGGUGGGUCGGAUCCUCUCGCCGGGCCGCGGUGGGUUCGGGGCGAGGGUCAUGGCAAUGGGUCAUAGCGGGCUAUUUGUGCUUGUCUGUGUGUGCUUCGUUUAUAGCUUGGCGUGCUGCGUUCUGGGUCGGACCCCCUACUUGCCCUUUGUCGCGGAUGCUGCCGGUAGACAAUUGUGAAUUUGCGAGGAAUCGAUCGAGGAUGGAUCUGUCUGUUUUUGUGAUCUGAGGUCGGAUCCAGUGCGUGUUUGUAAUCAGGCGAAGAGGAUGGAGGAGGGUGAACGAGAGGUUUCCUUUGUAUUAGUGUUUUUGGUUGUGUACUUGAAAGUUACUGAAGUCUAUGAAAUUCCUUGUGAUUUAUCUGUA